This is a messenger RNA of Mucor velutinosus, 963 nucleotides long. RefSeq names its product Flocculation suppression protein. The record is from RefSeq and is a predicted model, not a curated record. Gene Ontology annotation, biological process: GPI anchor biosynthetic process. Gene Ontology annotation, molecular function: hydrolase activity, acting on ester bonds. Lineage: Eukaryota; Fungi; Mucoromycota; Mucoromycetes; Mucorales; Mucoraceae. Gene Ontology annotation, cellular component: endoplasmic reticulum membrane. The transcript has a single exon. Bases 1 to 963 code for a protein of 320 amino acids.
AUGCCAUCUGCACUACGAUUCACAGUCAUCUUCCUCACUCUUUUCACAGUGUGCCUUGCGUCAAGUGGUGAUAGAUUACCAGAAUACAUUCAAUGCGUGGAACAAUGCACAGCCAACACAGACGUUUCCCAACUACCAUUCCACCUUAGACUGUUACAAUGGACAGUUCGACAGAAUUGCGGAUACCAUUGCAUGCAGACAAUCACGCAUAGAGCAAUUGCUAACAAACACUAUAUUCAUCAGUACCAUGGAAAAUGGCCAUUUCAGCGCGUGUUUGGUAUUCAAGAGCCAGCCUCGGUUGUAUUCUCUAUUCUCAACGGUCUAAUGCAUUUGCGAUACUUUAAAGUCAUUAAACAGCAAGUCAACGAUACGUAUCGCCUCAAGAAAUUCUACCUUGGCAUUGCAGUCGUUGGUAUGAAUGCAUGGCUGUGGAGCACUGUCUUUCAUACGAGGGAUACCCCCAUCACAGAGAAAUUGGAUUACUUUAGCGCUGGUUUGUACAUUUUCUACGGUCUCUGCGUUGCUGUGGUGCGUAUAUUUUACUUGAAGAAUACAGUGGCGUUGAUUUGGACUACCAUUUGCGCACUGCUUUAUAUCGCUCAUGUCACUUAUUUAUCAACCUUGGAUCGAUUUGAUUACGGAUACAACAUGACAGCAUGCAUUGUGGUGGGUUUAUUACAGACAAACUUAUGGUUAGGAUGGUCUGUGUUGCAAUAUACAAAAUGGGGGCAACCAGAAAGAAGGCCCUAUGCUUACAUGGCAGGCGUCUCUGUUGUCUUGAUUAGUUGUGCCAUGAGCUUAGAGGUCUUUGAUUUCCCUCCUAUCAAGGAAAUCCUAGACGCUCAUUCUCUGUGGCAUGCUGCUACAAUCCCUCUGGCUCCCUUAUUUUACAAAUUUUUAUUACGCGAUACUGAAAUAGAGACAUCGGUAUCAAAGCAAGCAAAAGAAAAGAGAUCAUCUUAG